AUGGAUGGAGAUGUGGAGUAUGACAAAGUUGAAGAAGUUGUGGGCAGCCACGUUGAAGACGCUGUAACGUUUUGGGCACAGGAUGUCAGUAGAUAUAAUGACCUCCUGAAGUUAAGUUAUGCUCUGGCAGAAGUUUGUCCCCAGGCUAAUGCAGUUUUUGGCAAACCUGAUUUUAGUAAGGUUUAUGGUGGCUGUUUUUCUGAAGAUAGGUGUUGGUACAGAUGUGUGGUACAGCAAGUGAUCGACAAUGAAAAGUGUCAGGUAUUGUACAUCGACUACGGAAAUUCUGAGGUUCUGAAUACAUCAGACCUAGUUGAAAUUCCACCCAACUUGCAGUGCCCAGGUGUUGCCAAUAAGUGCAGGCUCUGGGGACUGAAGAUAUCAACUGAUCAGAACUUAAGCAUGUUUGACCAGGGGAAGGUGUUCUUGAGCCACCUAGUCUUUGGAAAAAAAAUAAAAAUAUGUCACAAAGCCAAGCGUGAAGAUGGUACCAUUAUUGCCCAGGUGGAAUAUGAAAAAAUAGAUGUUGGAGAAGAGGUGGCCAAGGCAGGGUUUGCUUCAAAAUGCAGAUUCUCAGGAAACCUUGAAGAUGUGGGAGAGAGAAAAGUAGAUGUCAUGCAAAACCAGCAUCGGAGAGUAAGAGUUUCGGUUCCACUGUGGGUGAACCGGUCUGAUCACGCGCUGUACAGCAUCCCGAGAGGGCUUUCUGACCGAGAAGCUGCCAGCACAAGGAAUCAGAAUUUUACUGGAAACCGUGUGUUUGCCCCAAAGGAAAAAAAGCCAGCUUCUACCUCAGUGCCAGACACCAGCUUGGAACAAAUAAGACCAGAUCAGAAGCUGUGUGAGGAAAGAAAAUUUCUCAGAAGGGAGGAACUGGAACUGAAGGUUCAAUGGCUGGAACGUGAACUUCAGAGAGAGAAGGAAGCGUCCAGGAAAACUAAUUACAUUGGAAUGAAAAUGAGAAAUUUGGCUGCUAAGUUGAAGGCAUUGAAAGAAGUUAGACGCACCGAUAAGAAGAGUCAUUUUGUGGAGCAGCUCUCACAAGCCAUAAAAGUAGUUACAGAAGAGUGUCUCACUGUUCAGUGUUCCUUGGAAAAUUUGCAGAAGAUUUGGACAGAGUACGACUUGGCUCAGGAGAGGAUUCGGUUAUGCAGAAAUGUGGAUGAAAAGGAUAAAUUGAUUACCAAGAGAGAUGAGGUGCAGCAGAACUUGUAUUCAGCAGCAGAAGAAUUCAUUUUGAAAGUGGAUCAACUGCCCCUCUCUGAGCGCUCAGGAACAUUACAGGAACUGUCUGCUUCUCUGGAGAUGGUGUUCGGUCAAGGUUCUGAAGCAGAUGACUCCGAGGAGGUAUUUGAACAGUUCUUUAAGUGGAAAUGUGUUAAAAUGGAGAAAUUAACUCGUGUCAGGAGUUAUACGGACAAAGCUCUGCAGAUACUUGCUGACUGGCUCAGUGGAAUCUUAAAGUACUUUGAUCUGAUGUCAGAAACAUCCUCAGAUUUAGAGAAAGAGGUUGACAAUACAGAUGAAAUCCUCCAGCAGUUUGAGUUGGCUGUUUCUGAAGGACUGGAUACUGACUUAAAUGAGCAUGAUGCAGAGAAGGACAUAAUUAUGAGUGCUUACAAUAAAGUUAUGUAUAACAUUCGUCAGGAGCAAAGUAUGAUCACUGUCAUACAGAACAGAUACGUGGCCAGUGUUGAGUUCAAAAAACAGGCUGAGAAAUGGCUGAACAGAAGACCUGAUAUUGACAACUUAUUAUCAAUCAAGAAAACUGUGAAAGGCUUGAAGGCCCAGUUAAGGUGGAAGCUGGUUGAAAAGAACAACUUAGAGGAAUCUGAUGAUUACAGUGAGUUUGAAAUGACAGGAAUGAAAGAGGAAAUUGCUCAUCUGAGAAAUAGAGUUCUUAAUGAAAUACUCAAGGAACAAGAAGAAUAUGAGCAGCUUACGUAUUUGGCACAGGAAUGGUUCCCUGAGUUACCACUUCUUUAUCCAGAAGCAGGAAUUCUAAACUAUAUGAACUCUGGUGGACUUGUGACACGCAGCCUGGAGCGAGACCUUUUGGAUACUGAGCCCAUGAAGGAACUGAGCAUGAAGCGACCUUUAAUGUGUUCGGAAAUUCAAGGCCAGAAGGUUCUUUUAAAGGGAUACUAUGUAGAUGUAAGCGCAGAAGCCAAAGUGAUAGAAAGAGUUGCCAAGUAUUACAGAGCUUGGGAUCAGCAGAAGGAGAAAUCUGGAUUAUUACAACUCUUGUUCCUUCUUUUCUGCAAGUCUGAUCCUUUGGUAUAUUUAAUGGUCCCCUACUACCCAGGAGCAAGUCUGGGAGCUUUACAGGCUGAUACACCUUUAACUUUAGAAGAGGCAUUACAAGUGAUGAAAGGAGUGGCCCAAGGUCUACACACAUUGCAUGGAGCUAAUAUAGUACAUGGAUCUCUGCAUGGAAGUAAUGUUUUUGCUGUGAAUCGAAAACAAGGAAUUGUUGGAGACUUUGAUUUCACAAAAUCAGAGGAGGAACGUGCUGCUGCAAACACUAUGGUGGUCAGUACCCUGAGCUUAGUUUCUCCUGAACUGAAGAUGGGACAGCCAGCUUCUCCAGCCUCGGACAUGUAUGCUUAUGGCUGCCUUCUGCUCUGGGAUGAUAAAGUUAAAUCUCUUCUCCUGAAGUUGUUCUGCUGUAACAGACUGACAGCUGAGCAGGUGCUGAGGGAUGAUUGCUUCCUUGCAGUUGAUGCGAUUCCAGUUUCACUACAACCAAGUGAAGAGCGUGAGCCAUCUGAAGAACAUGAUUCUGAGAAGACAGAUGAAAAAAAACCUCUCAACAAUUAA
Messenger RNA from Eurypyga helias (sunbittern), 2820 nucleotides. RefSeq names its product serine/threonine kinase 31 (gene STK31). The record is from RefSeq and is a predicted model, not a curated record. Bases 1 to 2820 code for a protein of 939 amino acids. The transcript is spliced from 22 exons. Gene Ontology annotation, biological process: protein phosphorylation. Gene Ontology annotation, molecular function: protein kinase activity; ATP binding. Lineage: Eukaryota; Metazoa; Chordata; Aves; Eurypygiformes; Eurypygidae.